Messenger RNA from Nicotiana attenuata, 3965 nucleotides. Its product is annotated as putative pentatricopeptide repeat-containing protein At5g43820. Gene Ontology annotation, molecular function: protein binding. The coding region runs from base 152 to 1807 and encodes 551 amino acids. The transcript has 4 exons. NCBI's taxonomy places the organism in Eukaryota, Viridiplantae, Streptophyta, Magnoliopsida, Solanales, Solanaceae. The record is from RefSeq and is a predicted model, not a curated record.
CCUUAACCGUCCCAUUUUGGCGCUCAAAUUGCAGUGAAACACUUUGGGCUCAAGUAGGAAUCGACGAACCAAGACGACGUCAUGUAACACAGCGUACCUGGUCUUCAAAUCACUCGUAGAGGCAAAAAUUCACAACCCAUAAGGAAUUACGAUGCUUCUCGCAAGAUUCCUAGCUUCCAGAUCCACUUCUCUGAGUAUUUCCUCAUCAAUUCCUACGUUUUAUCACUCAUUUUCAUCACUACCAAAUUCUCAAUCACACGAAACAUUCUCCAGAAAUUUUGACGAAUCUCUUGUUCUGAAUCAGCUCUCCGACCUUUUACCCAUCCGUCAGACCCCUUCAACCGAAAAGCCCUUUUCUACAGACUCCUCUGAUCGGAAUAAUCACUUGGAAGAAGUUAGGGUUUUGGAUGCGUUUUUACCUCCUGAAGAUAAGUUACGGGGCAUUUUCCUUCAGAAACUUCACGGAAAAACUGCAAUCGACAAGGCACUGACAUCCGUUGACGUGGAAUUAACGGUUGAUUUAGUUGCUAAAGUAGUAAACAGAGGGAAUUUAGAUGCUGCAUCAAUGGUAACAUUUUUUAGUUGGGGUAUCAAACAGCAAAAAAUACCUAUUAAUAAUGAUACUUACUGUAUAAUUCUUAAAGCAUUAGGCAGGAGAAAGUUUUUCGCGCACAUGGUUGAAAUGUUGGAGGAUAUGAGGAGUCGAGGUAUAAUCCCUAAUUUAGACACACUUUACAUUGUGGUUGAUAGCUUUGUUCGAGCUCGACGCAUUUCAAAGGCUAUAGAGUUGUUUAGUGGAUUAGAGGACUAUGGGUUGAAAUGUAAUACCGAGACACUUAAUGUUGUUUUACAGUGUUUAUGUCGUAGAUCACAUGUAGGUGCUGCGAGUUCUUUGCUUGUGAAAACGAAAGCAAAAGUCUCAUUUGAUGUUUCGACAUAUAAUAUUGUCAUUGGUGGGUGGUCGAGGUUUGGAAGAGUUAAGGAAGUUGAGAGGAUCUUGAAAGAAUUGGUGGAUGAUGGAUUUGAGGCCAAUAAUUUGACUUAUAGUUAUGUUCUUGAAUGUUUAGGGAGAGCUGGUCGAAUUGAUGAAUCCGUUGAGAUUUUUGAGGGGUUGGAGGAAAAAGGGUGUGUGCUUGAUGCUGCAAUCUACAAUGCAAUGAUUUCGAAUUUUAUUUCACAUGGUGAAAUUGAUGAAUCUGUCAAAUAUUAUGGGAGGAUGUUAAAUACGGGUUGUGAGCCAAAUGCCGAUACAUAUAUGAAACUAAUAUCUGCUUUUCUCAAAGCUAGAAGAGUAGCCGAUGCCAUUGAAAUGUUCGAUGAAAUGUUAAGCCGGGGGAUGAUUGUUACUACAGGGACUUUAACCUCUUUUCUUGAGCCUUUAUGUAGCUAUGGUCCCCCUCAUGCAGCUUUGAUGAUUUAUAAGAAGGCGAGACAAGCUGGAUGUAGGAUAUCCUUGACUGCAUAUAAGUUGCUGCUUAUGCGGCUUUCUAGGUUUGGGAAAUGUGGUAUGUUGUUAAAUAUCUGGAAUGAGAUGCAAGAAAGUGGUUAUUCUUCUGAUAUGCAAGUUUAUGAGUAUGUCAUCAAUGGGCUUUGUAACAUAGGGCAGCUUGAAAAUGCUGUUCUGGUGAUGGAGGAAGCUUUACAGAAAGGAUUUUACCCUAGCAGGCUUAUUUGUAGCAAAUUAAAUAACAAGCUACUAGCUUCAAAUAAAAUAGAGAUUGCAUACAAGCUUUUUCUAAAGAUAAAAGUUGCACGUGGAAACCAUAAUUCGCAAACAUACUGGCGUGCUAAAGGGUGGCAUUUCUAAUGCUUGGGAACUCAGCUGAUUUAUGCAACUGCUUCUAAUUAUCUGCUUUCAGAAUGAUGAACAUAAGAAUAAUCAACCUUCACUGCCCUAAGCUGCCCCUGGUAAUGAACUGAAGCUGCUCCUUUGUUUUCCUAAUGGGUAUCCACUGCCAUGUAUAGCAGGGUAAAAUUUGAGAAAUUAUGUGAAGCAGCAGGGUCUGAAGUAUUGUUUUGCAUUAUCAUGGAGGGGGUAAUAUUUUAGAAAUUUCUUGAAGCAUCGGGGACUGAAGUAUUACUCUUCUUUGCUGGAAGUUGUUCUGUGGAAUCUAUGGAAAAGUCAUUCCAAUCUGAGUCACAUAUUUAUUUUUGACCUUUGAAGCGAGUGCUGCUAGUUGGAGUCAAAUUGUGUAGCUGGUAAUGAAUGUAUUCCAACUGCUGUGGCCAUGAAAAGUCAUUAAAAGAAUUCUUUAUCUUGUUUAUUAUGAACAAGCAUUGUAGAAAAACGAGAAUCAUGACUCUGGUGCGUCCUUAACCAUUAGUCUGGAACGUAACUGCCUUUAACCCCCAGGGAGGGGAGUCGUUUAAUGAAAUACAACUUGUAAAGAAUUAGCCUUGUGACUCACUCAAAUGAUAUGGUCUGACUGAUCGGUGACAGAUACUAGGUUAUUCAGGAAAUGAGAUUCUUCAAAGCUACUGGGUAACUUCUCAGUACGCAUUUCUGUUGGUAGUGAUGUACUUCCAUGUGAUAUGGGGGAAGGUCCGAUAUUGAGUGAGGAUAAGGAUGAAAUGACUGCAUUGCUGGGUGGGAAGUGGCAACUGAGAAGGUUGAUACUAUCGUGGGCGGAUGGAUGAAAAGGAAAUUUCCCACCUUAAGAGUCAUCCUUAAACCAGCUCCGAGCUCCUAUUAGUUAUCCGUAAGGGUACAGGAGAGUAGGGAAUGAUAUAUUUGGAAUGUGAAAUAUCCACAAGUUUAAGGGUACAAGAGAGAUGAGAGGAGGUUUCUCAGCCUAUGCAUUUAUAUCUGUGCUUUCACAUCAGUAGGUGACACCCUGAUGCUUUAGUUGUAUAGAAUAUUUAGGUCAUUUGAAUGCUCAGAACUUGAAUAUACAAACAAAGUAAAUCUUUAGGUCUAUUAAAGUUUUUUAUCCUCAAAUUUAUUUGUUCAGGUAUUUUUUCCAGUUUUGGUUUACUUGGUUUAGCCCCUAACUGUGGUCUCCUUUACCAAAGCUGAAAUGAUUAAGGAAAAGUAUCGACUUAGAAGGGCGUGACGCCGUCAUCUAAUACCAGAAGAAGCCUAAGUAAGAACUGAUUUCAAAAGUUAUACAUAUAACAAUUAUUAUCAGGAUAAAAUGACUCAGUGGCCCAAAGUGAUAUGUGAUGAGGCAAGAAGAUAUGAGGUCUCAAUGUUGCAUUCUGCAUCUUAAUCUUGUAUAAAAUUCAAAGAAAGGUGAGCCAAGGCUCUGGAUUUUCAAUAAUAUCCGUCAUAAAUACUGUACUCCUCUUAAUGAUUUAGCUUCUAAAAAAAGAUAACCAUUCUGCUAUAUCCAGCCUUUAGCCAAUCAUGCAUUUAUUGAACACAAGAAAUUCUUUCGUGCUAUCCAUCUGUAGUCAUAUGAGACUGGUUUAUUUUACUUUUUUGCAGCGGUGCAGCUCUUCCAACCAACACUCCUGGAAUUCCAUGCACUUUGAUCCUCAAGGAAGAGCUGGUAUAUGUGGUGAUUGGCUACUCGGCUCAAGUUUAGAAGCUGCAGCUAUAAGUGGCAUAGCUCUUGCUGAUCAUAUUGCAAAUUACUUCGAGCAAGGUGGACCUUGCUCAUAUGAGUUUGCCGUUGGUUUGCACGAGGAAUAUAAGCCACUUGGAGGACAUGAUAUAGGGCAGUUCCCAGGAGUGGAAUCUGUUGAUCCGACCACGAAGGCCCCAGCUUUGACACUCACUACAUGAAUUAAUCCUGAAACAACUUUUUUUUGAUGAUUAGUUGGUAAAAGCAAGUGAACAAAAUAAGACUCACUAUCAGAACAAGCAAUUUACAGUGCUGAUUAUCGGCAUACUUGAGCUUAUAUCACUUUUGCUUAGCAGCUCCUGAAAAGGUUCCAACUCGAUACGAUAUAAUUGAGGCCGAGUGGGAUUUCCUAAACCUUCAUCCUUGGUUGGAAAAGAAAACUACUCAUAAGUCUGUCGU